Messenger RNA from Jaculus jaculus (lesser Egyptian jerboa), 3706 nucleotides. It is a transcript of the gene Lbr, whose product is annotated as lamin B receptor. Gene Ontology annotation, molecular function: oxidoreductase activity, acting on the CH-CH group of donors, NAD or NADP as acceptor. The transcript has 14 exons. The coding region runs from base 111 to 1967 and encodes 618 amino acids. Lineage: Eukaryota; Metazoa; Chordata; Mammalia; Rodentia; Dipodidae. The record is from RefSeq and is a predicted model, not a curated record. Gene Ontology annotation, cellular component: nuclear inner membrane. Gene Ontology annotation, biological process: sterol biosynthetic process.
GAGCGCGCGGCCGGCGGCGUCGCGCGCGGAACCGCUGUGGGCUGCUAGUCGGAGUCUCUCCCGGAGCGGCUGGUCUUCCUGCCGAAGCCCGGCCAGAGUAAUUUUAGAAAAUGCCCAGUAGAAAGUUUGCCGAUGGUGAAGUGGUUAGAGGCCGAUGGCCCGGGAGCUCACUUUAUUACGAAGUAGAGAUUCUGAGCCAUGACAGCAAAUCCCAACUUUACACCGUAAAAUACAAAGAUGGAACAGAACUUGAACUGAAGGAGAAUGACAUCAAGCCUUUAACAUCCUUUAAGCAAAGGAAAAGUGGUUCAACUUCCAGCUCUCCCUCCAGACGCCGAGGGAGCCGUCGUGGGAGCCGGUCACGGUCACGCUCCCGGUCCCCUGGAAGGCCACUGAAAGGUUCCAGAAGGUCUGCCUCUGCUUCUAACCAGGUCGACAUUAAGGACGUGAGGAGGGACAUUUUGGAAGUUAAAUUGACUCCGCUUGUCUUGAAGCCAUUUGGAAACAGCAUCAACAUAUACAAUGGGGAGCCUGAACACAUGGAGAAAAAUGACAUAUCUCGUAAAAACAUGCAGGAGAGGUUCAUUUUGUCACAAGAAAGCAGCCAUAUUGCUACACAGUAUAGCCUUCGUCCAAGAAGAGACGAGAUCAGAGUCAAAGAAACAGAUCCUAUGGAAGAAAAGCUUCUUACUAAAGGACCCACAUCGCUAAGAGCUUUUGAAGCGUCCACCCCUCAGAGGAAGGACUUGGAGUUUGGAGGAGGACCUGGUGCAUUCCUCAUUAUGCUUGGCCUGCCUGUCUUCCUGUUCCUGUUGCUGUGUAAACAGAAAGAUCCCAGUCUGCUGAGUUUUCCUCCUCUGCCAGCUUUGCAUGACUUGUGGGAGAUCAGAGUAUGUGGCAUCUACCUCCUCUGGUUUUUUGCACAAGCUCUGUUCUACCUCCUGCCAAUUGGGAAGGUUGUAGAAGGAACACCUCUUGUUGAUGGAAGAAGACUCAAGUAUAGAAUAAAUGGGUUCUAUGCUUUUAUCCUGACGACCGCAGUCCUCGGGGCAUCCCUCUUCUGGGGCGUGGAGCUGUACUAUGUGCACAGUCAUCUCCUUCAGUUCGCAUUUGCAGCCACUGUCUUCUCACUGGUCUUGAGUGUUUACCUGUAUGUUCAUUCUUGGAAGGCGCCCAGGGAUGAACUGUCACCUGCCAGCUCUGGAAAUGUGCUCUAUGAUUUCUUCAUUGGCCGUGAAUUAAAUCCUCGAAUUGGUAAUUUUGAUCUCAAAUACUUUUGUGAAUUGCGCCCUGGAUUGAUUGGAUGGGUGGUUAUUAAUUUGGCACUGCUUUUGGCUGAAAUGAAAGUGCAGGACCGUGCCUCUCCAUCCUUGGCAAUGGUUUUGGUUAACAUGUUCCAACUCCUGUAUGUGGUGGAUGCUCUCUGGAAUGAGGAAGCAUUGCUGACAACCAUGGACAUCAUUCAUGAUGGGUUUGGUUUCAUGCUGGCUUUUGGAGAUUUAGUGUGGGUCCCAUUCACUUACAGCCUCCAAGCCUUUUACUUGGUCAACCAUCCCCAUGACCUAUCCUGGCCAUUGGCUUCUGUCAUCAUUGCUGUGAAACUUUGUGGAUAUGUAAUCUUCCGAUGUGCAAACUCUCAGAAAAAUGCAUUCCGGAAAAAUCCCGCUGAUCCAAAGCUUGCACACUUAAAAACCAUUCAUACUUCCACGGGAAAGAACCUGCUUGUUUCUGGAUGGUGGGGCUUUGUUCGCCAUCCCAAUUACUUGGGUGAUCUCAUCAUGGCUCUGGCGUGGUCUCUCCCGUGUGGCUUUAAUCACCUCCUGCCAUACUUCUAUGUGAUUUACUUCACCGUGUUGCUCAUCCACCGAGAAGCCCGUGACGAGCGCCACUGUCGGCGGAAGUACGGCCUGGCCUGGGAGAAGUACUGCCAGCGCGUGCCCUACCGCGUCGUCCCCUACGUUUACUGAGCGCCUGCAAAAUGGGGAACAUCCACAACGAACUCGCUCUUGUUGCACUGACAGGAUCUCUACGUUUGCUUUUUGUUUUUUUUAACGUUUGCUUUUUGAGUCAGAACUAUAGAUAGAGCCACAUAGUAGACCAUUUAAUAUAGUUGUGUUUAUUUUUAUUAAGUUAUAACAAGAACAUAAGGAAAAAUGAAAUACUAAAAUUUGCAUUUUAGUAGAAAAAUUUUAAUCCCUAAAAAUCUGAAAAGCCUUACAAGUGCACUGAGAAGUAUAAUACGCUUAUAGAUUUUUAUUUCCUUUCAAAUUUUGAUUAUUUUUUCUUUCGGCCAUUUGGUUUUACUUAAAUGAAAACACUGUUAAAAAGUACAUUUGUGCUUCAUUGCACUAAGAGAAUAGGACUUUCAUUUGUUUCUCUUUUAAGUCAAUGACUAGUAUGGGCCUUAAAGUCAAAACAUGUCCUGUUUUGAUUAAAUACUAUAUGUGAAGAUUUAGGAAGGUUCCUUGUAGACACUUUUUUUUUUUUUUUUAAUUCACACACUGUUUAAGGAAGAUCAUCUGUCGCAUUUGGCUUAACCUCAGCUUUUAAACCUGCAUUUGAAAAUGUAAAUACAUGGCUUACUUUGAUGUAAUAUAUGGUGAUUUCAGAUAUUUCUGUACAGUAUUUUGAAUGUGAGAUAAUUUUCGGUAACUAAGUAGCUUUUUAACAUAAACAUUUUCAGUGUUUUAAGUUUUGUAAAAUACUACGUGUGAAUUUAAAAGUUUGAAGCAAUUAGAAUUCAUUUAUAUUGUAUAGAAGAAGGCAUUCAAACAUAGGAAAGUUAUUUCUCUAUCCAAAGUUUGUGAGUUUGGCUCUGCUACCUCAGUCUGCAGGUAUGUUUUUGCCUUUAUAAACUGUUGAAAUAGAAAAAUAUAUUUUUGGAAUAAUAUCUCUAUUUAAACAUUUUUACAAACAUUGGUAUUUGAAAACUUGCCAUUUCAGGCUACUAUUUUUAUAUUUUUUUGACUUUCUGAAUUCAGCAGUGUUUUUGCUGCUUAGCUCAUACAGUUUAUACUGUACUUUGUAUAUUUUUUUAUGCCUACAAAAUUCCCUUUAAGAAGUUUCAUCCAAAAAACAACUUAAUGUGUUAGUUUACAUCCACUUCUUUCUCUUAGUUUAAUAGAUACACAUAAGGUAGCUUUAGCCACUGAAGUCUAGUGAGGUUGAUGCGUCUCAUUACUGACUGAUGUAAUGGGGCAGGUGAUAGAUUCACUAAACUUUUGCAUUCAAAGUUAAAUUUCCUCUUUCUCUUUAACAUAAGGGAUGUAAUACAUAGAGUGGUGUAUGUCUAGGUUUUAAUUACACACUUCACAUGUGAGCCAUACAGAUGUGCAGUGUUCAUUCUGCCCUUCAGUUUCAAGUGUGACUUAGCUUAUGUUACAUGAUCAUGACGUUGGUUUGCUUUAAGCAUUCUGCAUCCUGUAAUCUUUAAACAUUGCUCUGGUGAAGUUGUUGUAGCUUUACUAGUACUGGUGUGCACACAGGUAUCUUUAUUACGCUUUUCUUCUGGUGUCACAGCAUGACGCCACGUUCUCUCGCCAAGGAAGCACUGGGGGAGUGCUUGCUUGGAGCAAGAAGACUUUGUUACCAGCACAGAGCUGUGCUUUCUGGAUACCAGGUGUAAUUUCCUUUUACUUUUGAAAGGCUUGUUUGGUAAGCUUUUAAUGAAAUUUCAAGUUGGAAUAAAGUUGAAGAUGAAAAAAUU